AUGGAAGGGGGAGGGGAGAGGAAGAGGAGCGGAAUGGAGGGACGAGGGUUGAGAGUUGGAGGGGGAAAGAGACGAGGCGAGGACGAGGCGGAGAUUCGACGUGGUGAGGAGGAGCGCAGGCGAGCAGACCACGACCACGGCCACGAUCACGACAAUGACCACGACACAGCCGCCGAGUGGGACAGGGCGAUGAGAGUGAAGGCGAUCGGGUCCUACGGUGGUGGGGCUGUUUCAGAAGGCGCCUCAGCUGAAACACGGCGAUCGGGAGCGUCGCUGGGCGCAAAGUCGAUGGAAUGGCACGACUCCCUCAACUUCUACAAGCCGGCAGCGUGUGCGGCUAUUCAAGAUGGAGAGUAUAUCAUGACUACACCAGGACGAUCACCCGCACUAGGAAAGAAUCCUUCAGACCCUUCUGGCAUUGACUACCCUCCUUCAUUUCUCUCUCUCUCUCCCUCUCUCUCUUCCGAGAUCAAGACAGUCCUCAUCCUUCAACGGUCCCUCCCGUCCCUGUCGUCUCGUUCCCGAUUCGUGGUUGCCUGCCCCGAAUGGCUUCUGCCGAGACUCCACUGCAACCCGUCACCAACCAUCGGCCAGUGGGGACGCCUAACGACAUCAUGGUCAACGGUGCCAAUGUUGGCAACAAAUCAAUGUCUGCCAAUCCAUUCUGGAGAGAUUGCUGCUUCCUAUCGUCAAUUCCUCGGGGCUCUCAAGAGCACCGAUGCGAAUAGUCCUAAUAACCAGGACCCAGCCAGUCCAAUGCGCCCGGCUCUUUGUGAUCCUGAGCCGGUCACCUCCCGUAGUGGAUGUGAUAAAUUUGCCUGGUCGCUUCGGAUUUGGAACUAUGCAUCGAUAUCACAAUCCCCGCUUUGA
Molecule: messenger RNA, 870 nt
Organism: Penicillium macrosclerotiorum
Lineage: Eukaryota; Fungi; Ascomycota; Eurotiomycetes; Eurotiales; Aspergillaceae
Exons: 3
Coding region: 1-870 (289 amino acids)
Source: RefSeq, a predicted model, not a curated record